CACACGGCACGCAGGACACGCUGCUGCUGCUGCCGCCACCACCACCACUCAUGUGCUCAUGUGCACGGGGCAUCAACCCAGAGCUCGCGGCUGUGUUACAGCGCUGCGUGCCCGUUCGCGGGGGUCGGGGGGGGGGGUAGAAACAAUUACGACCAAUUACCGGGCAGAAACGAACGCGAUAGCGCGAUCAUCAUCAACACUCAAGUGUCGAGGUUCAUCUUCGCGUGAUAGUACACCCCCGUUAGUUUUGCGUUGCGCUCAUCGCACUCGUGCGCUGAUACAGGCGGACAGAAUGAGGCACGGAUGAGGGUAGAGCGAGCGGUCGGCAGCGAGUUUUAAGGUUGGGCUGCUGCGAUUCAUGAGCAAGCGUGCGUGGCUGGCGGUGGUGGUGGGGAGGAGGAGGAGGAGUAGGAGGAGGAGGAUCGUUGCUGUCGCCGGAAGAGAGAUCGCAUCGCCCGUUCGGGGAGAGAGCUGGGACCAGGGCUCAGCCGAGCAAGGGUCUCCGUCGAUUCGCCGCUCUACGCGGGACAAAGGAAUCUCGACUUCUUGCUGCCCCGGGCGAGAGACACCAACCCAACCGGCCGCUUGAACCACCACCACCACUCCAACCUCGCGGUCUCCCUACCCCCACACCCUUCCACGCCGUGCCCUCGGGGGUGCGCCCCUAAACCGAUGAGGAAUGACCCUCGUGCUGCCUGUGAGCGGGGUCGGGGGACUGCCCGCAGAGCCGGCCCCCGCCUGGGAGGCCCCCUCGGAGUUUGGACAGCAGCUGUGCGAGCGAACGUACCCCGACGGCCACACUCCCGAGUCGGCGUGCGGUGAGCGCCUGGCCGUGCCGCUUCAGGGCGCCACCGAGAUCACGACACUCAAGCGGAAGCACCGAGACUGUGCCCACCACGAAGGACACAUGCCGAGCUGGCUGCACGGGGGCCUGUGCGUGCCUGAGGAGCGCCUACGCCUGCACAACCUCUCCAUGCGCAAGCUGCAGCUGCUCGAUGACCCCGAGGCGCUGCUCCGCCGCUCCGUUCUCAUCAACAACCUCGUGAGACGUCUCCGCCUGGGCGCCGCCGCCGCCGCCGCCGCGGCCGCCGCCGCCUCCUCCUCCUGCUUCCCGCCUCCCUCGCCGGCCCAGGGCUGGCCGGUGCCCGCCACGGGGCCCUUUUCCAGCGGCUGGGAGUCGGCCUGCCUGGGGCCCUGGGGGCCCGGUCCCUGGACGUCGCAGGUGCCCGAGGCCCACUACCACUACCCCGAGGCCCCGGGGGGUCUCGCCGUGUCGAGCAAGAGGCCCCGCGUGGAGGACGAGCCGGACGGGGCGGUCGGCGGUGGCGGCGACGGGGAGGAAGACGCGGAAGAGGACGAGGAAGAGGAGGAGGUAGAAGAGGAAGAAGAUGAGGAGGAGGAUGAGGAGGAGGAGGAUGAGGAGGAGGAUGAGGAGGAGGAGGAGGAGGGCGGGGAAGGCGGUAGCAUUUCGACAUCCCGAGCGCAGCACCACCAACAACACCCACAGCAUCAGCAUCAUCAACCUCAUCAGCAUCACCAUCCUCCGCACAUGCGCUUUUACCCGGUGCUCAAUGCGUGCGGAGGCGGAGGAGGUGGAGGCGGACACUGCCCGGCUGCCAAUCAGAACCACUACCAUUACCACCACCACCAUCACCACCACCAUCACCACCACCAUUACCAGCAGCAGCAGCAGCAAGGGCGAGGCAGCCUCGCGGACACGGCGCUGGAGGACGGAGCGGGAGAUUACGGCGGCGCGAGCGUCGUUCCCGUGACGAAUCACGGCUACGGGACGUGCGCCCCCUACACGGGGUGCGGAUUCCCACUCAUGUCCACACAGCAGCAGCAGCAGCAUCAUCAUCAGCAACAUCAUCACCAGCAGCAGCAACAUCAUCAUCAGCAACAUCACCAGCAGCAACAGCAUCAUCAUCAGCAGCAGCUGCCGCAACAGCAGGAUGAACUUCGACUACAGGGUUUAGAGCAUCAGUCCCGAGAUAACCAUCCGCAUCAUCAUCACCACCAUCCGGAUCAUCAUCAUCAGCAGCAGCAGCAGAAUAACAACAAUCAUCAUCAGCACCACCAUCAUCAAGAUGUCCGCAGGCACCUCCGCGCUUACGCACAGCCGUCGACGCGGUGCGCUCAGGAACUGCACGGCGAUGUGUGGCGCCGCGAUUGCGUCCUUGACUGCUCCCGUGACGGGCAGGCGGCGGCGGUGGCGGCAGCGGCGGCGGCGGCGGAGGAGGAGGAGCCGCGCCGCUCACCGGCGCAAGCUCCCGGCUGCGGUGCGCUCGCAGCCGCAGCAGCCGACCCGCGCCAGUGAUGUGCAGGGCCACGUGGCCGCGGCGUCAUCGUCACUUGACGUCGUCGAGGGGUGAGCGCCGGCGGCGGCGCAGCGGGGUUUUUUGCACACUGCUGCGCUGCUGCUGCGAACACGGUGACUGGAGACUGAUCGGUGGCGGGCGAUACCUGCACUGGUUUCUGCGCAGCCCCACCCCUGCACUGACCAGCGUGGUGAAGUAUGGUCAAAUAACCCCCGCGACCGACGCGGCGUGGGGAGGCCUUCGUCCAGCAGUGGAUUGAGAAAAGGGCUCUUAAUCAGUCCGUAUUUUCUAUCUUUCACAGGUGACACAUCACCAGCAAUGGUUAAGGGAUCAUGUUAGUUGGCGUUCCUGAGCAUAGCCGGCGGGUAAUUCCACGUUCCCAUGGCGGGCCUCGGUCUCUCCGUGAGACGACCACCGUUUACAUCCUGCAAAGUGGUACUCGUUUUAUCAACCCCUACGGAAUGAUAGGCUGAGUCGACCCCUCGACUGGUCAAUUGAAGUGGCAGCUUUCUGAACGCUGUGUCCAAACUGCAUUUCUAUACUAAUUCCAUUUACAUAUUGCAUACGUGUACAUACUGUAUAGACACAUCAGUAUAGACACAUCAGUAUAGACAAAUCAACAUAGGCACAUCAGAAUAGAUAUCCGUUGAUGGUGCCACGGCCGAAUAUCGCACCGGACUUGCAAUCCAGAGGCCACCGUUUGAACUCGAUCUCCAGGCGCGGCAGCUGCAACGAUGUUGCAAGUUUCUUAAAUCCCCUUUCCCCGCCUCUGUCCACCCAUCAGUAUCGGGCAGGUCGGACCGCAGCAAGUCGACCGAUGGGUUGCUUGUGGUGGGGUGAAGUGUGGGUUCUCCUGCCAAUGUCGAGACGGUCUGGCCAGCGUGGAAGAGAAGACCAAGUGACCCCCUUGAUUGGAGCACUGGCUCUUCUUGCCAGCAGUGUGACGUGAGCUGGCAGUUUCGGGGCUGCGCCUUUAUCUGUAGACACCCGGUGUCACGUGAGCUGUUUAGCACCACGCGAAUAGCACUGUGGCAGAGGCAGGGGGUGGACUACCCCCAGACCGCAGAGGGUACCUUGAACAGGGUUGGGUUGGGGAGGGGUUCAGGGGGUGGGGGAGUAUCCUGCCCCCGUACGUAUCCAAGGCACGUGACACCUGAAGUGGCGAGUGGUGACCGUCCACUGCACGUGCUCGCCGUCGUCCUCUGCCUACGGGGGGGGGGGGGGACGUGGGUCACGUGGCGGCCGAGGCUGUUCCCUGUGAACGUUACCGUCCGUGGCAGAGGUCGCAAGCGGGUUUUGAUUCCUUACCCGUACCCGGCCGCACCAGGGUCGCAAACGGGUACCCGUACCCGGCCGUACCCGUACCCGGCCGGGUACGGGUAUCAGGUACCUGAUUGCAACCUCUGGGAUGAAGCCAUGUUGCAGGCGCGGGUGGGUUGAUUCUAGGAACUUGAAUUGUGAGAAGAGACAAGACGUUGGGAAAUGAGUGACAAUCGGUGACUCACCAGUGACUCACGGUCUACCUUUACCCGUACCCGGCCGCAACAGGGUCGCAAACGGGUACCCGUACCUGGCCGGGUACGGGUAGCCGGGUAUUGAGUAGGGUACGGGUAUUGGGUACCCGGUUGCAACCUCUGGUCCGUGGGCAGAAUCGCCAUCGGUCACGGCACACUCCUCGGUGCAGAGUCGCGUGCCCUUGACGCGCGCACAUUCUAACGGCUGCUUUGAGUGAGUUCGACGUCAAUGCAGAAUGGGGGAUAUCUUUGUUUUUGGACCGGAGGAAAAAUCCAAUGAGCUAAGAAGCUAUUUUCUUUUGUUUGUUCCACGCGCGCGUCCAGUAUGGGGCGGGUCAGCGGGUUACAGAACGGUAAAAUAAUGGUAAGCAAGUCACUCAAUAUAAAUAAGUGAUACAUAAUUUCAUUGCGGUAGUGGUAUCGAUGGAAUUGUGACUUCGAUUCAUUUAAAAAAAACUUUUUUUUCUUUAUUAAUUAUAUAAAAAAAAUAAUUCAGGUGCAUUGUAGCGCCUCUAGUGGCUGCAGGGUUCACGCAAACGUGCAAGGGAUAUGCAGGGUGGCCCAAAAGUUAGGACACGUAGGGCUAUUAUAUUUAUUGAAACAAAUCACAUAGGGUUAUUGGAUUUAUUGUAAUACAUGUUCAAACUGACUCCCAUUAACAUGAAUACACCAUGCAUGAAUUCACGUUCGAAAUUAAUUUAGGAUUAAAAAAAAAAUAGAUUACAACUUGUAAUCUUUGAACAUUCGUCAAUUCUGUUUCGUCUCAAUUCAUUCAGGGUUCUUGGUUCAGUUUUGUAAAUGUCAUCUGAAAAGUAGGAACAAAAAUGGAUAUUAAUAGUGCCAAAAUAUAAAAUAUUAGCUUAAAGAAGAGACAAUUGAAAUGUUUUAAUGCUCGCGUUAAAAUAAAUGAGAUAACCCUAUGUGUCCUGACUUUUGGGCCACCCCGUAUUAAACCGCGCCUCUAGAAUGAUCGAUUCAUGUGGUGGAUCGAUUAAUCUUAAGUGCGUUAUAUGCACGGUCCAUGUGGUCUAUGUGCACAACUUAUUCAGCCGAAAUGUUUACGAUUUUUUUUAUCUCAUCAUCAGCAGAAUUUCUGUCAAUAGCUUUUCAUAUUUUGAUGAGAAUUUCGAGACUCGAAAAAUAACAACAAUAAUAUUGUUAUUUUUGUUUUAAAAUUGGAAAAUUAAAAAUUGUUACAUGAAUGGGGAAUUUAAAAAAAACACAUGUAGGUCGUUUUUGACCUCAAAAGUUUCGAGAAUUUUUUAAAAUAUUCCGCGUGUGUCUGUACUGGGGGAGACAAAAACGGCCGGGCGUGGUAGUGGCUACACCACCCCUCCAUCUGCCGUGCUGUACCUUAAUAGGUGCUCGCUAACAGACACUUGCCUCAACAGGCUGUUAAAGGCUAUGUUAUGGGGGGGGGGGGGAAUCUGUGUCUUUGAAGCACUGCGCUAUAAACCGGGCCAACUGAGUUCGAUUCUCGCCCAUGACGACUUUGUGUCGUACGUACAGUGCUUGUGAUGUGUUAACAUCUGCACUGGGGAGACAAAGGCGGCCGGGCGUGGUGUUGGCUACAUCACCCUCGCCCACACAAAUCCUCGUCUCCUCGUGUGCCGUGGCCGUGUCACGUAGUAGAUCUUCCCCGUCCCGGCCUUAAUGGGUGCUCGCUAACGGCACUUGCCCCAACAGUCUAAAAGGCUACCGGGGUAUCUUUGUUUAGUGUGUGUGUGUGUAGCGGUAUUGUGGUGGUUCCCUUGCUGCACUGCAAACUCGAAAACCAGGGUUCGAUUCCUGGCCACGCAUAUACCCCAGACGUAGCCCGUGCCUCAACUAGGUCUACUCAGCCUAAAAAUGAGCGGUGGCCAAUAUCAGCACAGAGAAGACAAAGACGGCCGGGCAUGCAUGGUCCUGGCCAUACCAUCCCCUUCAGAAACGUGACCGUGGCCGGCCUUAAUGGGUGCUCGCAAACAGCACUUGCCCCGAUAGUCUAAAAGACUACCUUGGGUGUCUUUGUAAUACGCAGGCUACAGUGCAUACUAUACAAUGCAGAUAAGCCGAAUGCUUCAUGUAGCUGCAUAUAAAUUGUAUUAAUAAGGUGACGUUUAGGGGCGAUGACCCUUCUCCACGUUUUUUUUUCCCUUUUCAGCCUGAGCUUCAACAGCACUGCCCCACGCAGUGCCUGCAAUUGUAUACUGUAUUUAUCACAGUAAUGUGUACAAACGUGUAUAUACUGUACAUAAAACAAUACAAAGGGGGGAGAGGGGGGGUCGCAUUUUGUAAAGACUCUACCUUGCAAGAAAGGUCAUGGAAACCGAGGAGAUCUCGCGUCUUGAAAUAAAAGGACGUGCAUUGAUACA
This is a messenger RNA of Lethenteron reissneri (Far Eastern brook lamprey), 6186 nucleotides long. Its product is annotated as box A-binding factor-like. Gene Ontology annotation, cellular component: nucleus. The record is from RefSeq and is a predicted model, not a curated record. Lineage: Eukaryota; Metazoa; Chordata; Hyperoartia; Petromyzontiformes; Petromyzontidae.